Chrysochloris asiatica (Cape golden mole) is the source of this 6579-nucleotide messenger RNA. RefSeq names its product supervillin (gene SVIL). Gene Ontology annotation, molecular function: phosphatidylinositol-4,5-bisphosphate binding; actin filament binding. Gene Ontology annotation, biological process: barbed-end actin filament capping; actin polymerization or depolymerization; actin filament severing. Gene Ontology annotation, cellular component: actin cytoskeleton; cytoplasm. The record is from RefSeq and is a predicted model, not a curated record. Lineage: Eukaryota; Metazoa; Chordata; Mammalia; Afrosoricida; Chrysochloridae. The transcript has 35 exons. The coding region runs from base 1 to 6579 and encodes 2192 amino acids.
AUGACAGUUGACAUGGUUGCAGAAUUAAGACAAAUCUUUGAACCAAAGAGACAAGAUUUCAUAAAAAUGAAAAGAAAAGAAAGAAUCGCCCGACGCAUAGAAGGGAUUGAAAAUGAAGCCCAGCCCAUGCUCUUGCAGAGUUGCACCGGGCUUGUGACCCAUCGCCUGCUGGAGGAAGACACACCCAGAUACAUGCGUGCCACUGACCCAUCCAGCCCCCACAUCGGCCGAUCAAAUGAAGAAGAAGAAACUUCCGAUACUUCUUUAGAAAAGCAAACUCGCACUAAAUACUGCACGGAAAACUCCGGUGACUCAUCGUAUAGUUCGGGCAUCAUGGACACCCAGAGUGUUGAGUCCAAAGCUGAAAGAAUAGCAAGAUACAAAGCAGAAAGGAGACGGCAGCUUGCAGAGAAGUACGGACUGACUCUGGAUUCUGAAGCCGACUCCGAAUAUUUAUCUCGGUACUCCAAGUCCAGGAAGGAUCCUGACGCUGUUGAGAAACGAGGGAAAAGUGAUAAACAGGAAGAGUCAAGCAAAGAUUUGAGUUCUCUGUACUCCAGGACUGAGGUCACGGGACUCCGAUCCUGCACAGCUGAAUCCAAGGACUAUGAUUUCCCAGGAAGUGAAAGUGUUUCUGACAAGGAAGUGCUGUUGAAUGUGGAAAACCAAAGACGAGUUCAAGAGUUAAGUGCCACCGGGCAGGCCCAUGACCUGUCCCCAGUGGUCGAGAGUUCUUCCCCGUCCUUCUUGUUCUCUGGACGAGACUCCUCUUUGACUGAAGUGCCAAGGUCUCCCAGUCAGGUGCUCAGGGGACCCCUCUCCUCACCUAAGCAGCCAGCCUCUCCCAGCCACUCCUCUGGUGAACCUCCUUCGCACAUUGAAGCUCGAUCCAGUACAGGGAAACUCAAACAUGAGUGGUUUCUCCAGAGAGAUUCCGAAGGGGACACACCUUCACUUAUCAACUGGCCUUCCAGAGUAAAAGUUAGAGAAAAAUUGGUGAAAGAGGAGAGUGCUCGCAGCAGCCCUGAACUUGCCUCAGAGUCCGUACUUCAGAGGAGAUCCGUGCCUUUGCCAUUGUAUUACUUUCAGUCAGAAAACUCGGCUUUCCAUAGGGUCCUGAGCAAGACAGCCGGCUCAGCCCGUCAGCCAAUCCACGGCUAUGUACAACCAGCAGAUCCUGUCCACACUGCCAGGCUGCUGACCACAGAAAACAGCUCUGAGUGCAGCUGUGUGGAACCAGCCACCCAGCAUGUAGCAACACCUUCUGCCUCGGAGGUCUUAGAAGAUGAGAAAAGGGAUAGCCCAGUUCUCCAUAUUUAUGAAUCCAAAGCAGAAGAAGAUACGUUCUUAACUGAAGCUCUCGAGAAAAGCAGGAAGACGCUUUUGACUUUGGAAGAUCCUGCCCUGGUGAUAAAACAAGAAGAAGACCUCUCUGGAGAGGAGGACUUUGGUACGCCUGCUAUUACUACCGUCACCUUAGAGCAUCAGCAGGACCAAGAACAUCUGUCACACCCACCUAAAGUUCAGCACCAGGCCACUGAGAGCCCAGACAGGAGUGAGAUGGUGUCUUACCUUCAGCAUGAGCCAGUGUCCCCAGACGCCAACCUCACAGCUCAGACAAAGGACGUUUCCACAAAGAAGCGCAAGGUUCUCACUCGCUCACUCUCUGAUUACACCGGCCCCCCUCAGCUCCAGGCCUUGAAGUACAAGGACCCUGUUUCCAAGAGAGAGGUCGAGCCACAGAAUUCCAAAACUGAAGGGCCCUAUGCGGAGGUGGGAAUGGUGGACACCAAGGUCUCUGUGGCCCAGCUCCGAAGUGCGUUUCUGGAGUCCACCAAUGUCAGCAAGAAACGCGAACUCCAUUCACGGGUUGAGAGGUCAACCGAAGGAGUUGGCUCACCCACCAGUAUGGAACGGGAAAGAGGGUCCCGGAAACCAAGACGCUAUUUUUCUCCUGGUGAGAGUAGAAAGACUUCUGAGAGAUUUAGAACUCAACCUAUAACCUCAGCAGAACGAAAGGAGUCGGAUAGAUAUACUUCACAUUCAGAAAUACCAGCUGCUGAGGAUGAAGAAAAGGUAGAUGAACGAGCCAAGCUAAGUGUUGCUGCCAAGAGACUGCUCUUCAGGGAAAUGGAAAAAUCAUUUGAUGAAAAAAACGUUCCUAAACGACGCUCAAGAAACAUGGCGGUGGAACAAAGGCUGCGUCGCCUGCAGGACAGAUCCCACACGCAGCCCAUAACCACUGAGGAGGUGGCCAUCGCAGCGACUGAACCUAUCCCUGCUUCGUGUUCUGUGGCCACCCAUCCUGUAAUGGCAAGACUUCCUAGCCCCACUCUAGCUAAGAGCACUCUGCAGGCUGCCAGAUUACAGGCAUCUGCUCACCAAAAGGCAUUAGCUAGGGACCAGGCAAAUGAGGGCAAAGAUUCUGUUGAACAAGGUGAACCUGACUCCUCCACUCUCAGCCUCGCAGAGAAGUUGGCCUUGUUUAACAAACUGGCGCAGCCUGUGUCAAAAGCUAUUUCUACCCGAAACAGAAUAGACAUAAGACAGAGGAGAAUGAAUGCUCGCUACCAAACGCAGCCCGUCACACUUGGAGAGGUGGAGCAGGUUCAAAGUGGAAAACUCAUUCCUUUCGCACCUACUGUCAACACUUCUGUGUCCACAGUGGCAUCGACCAUCAUGCCAAUGUACGCCGGGGAUCUUCGGGCAAAGCCAUCUGUUGAUGACAGUACAAAUACCACUGACUCUAAGUUCCCUUGUUCAGUAGAGCAUGCAGACCCUCCAGUAAGAGGCAUCCUAAAGUCACCAGCAUGGCAGCCUUCAGGAGAGGACAGCGGGGACAAAGGAACGUUGAGAGAAUUUGGAGAGACCGAAAGCAAGCAAGUCUUGGCCAAUAGAAACAGUUGGUCUAAAAAGUAUGAGUCCUUUGAGGAAGCAGAGCCAUCCCACCCCAUUCUUAGUAGAGUCAGAGAGGUAGACAGCCAUAAAGAUCCAAAAUAUGCUGUUCCAAGAAGAGGAAGCACAGACCUAGUGAAUGCUCCCCUGGCCCGUCUUGGUGAUGAGCUGAAGGAAUUUUCCACUGCUAAAAGCCCUGUACAGGGGAGCCAGGACUUGAAAGACAGGCAGUCCUUUGAGGAGAAGGUGGAGAUGGAGAAUGUCACAACACGCAGGCUUUCUCUAAGAGCGGAGCUUUGGGAGCCUGCUUUUGAGCAGACAGGCACAGCUGCUGGGAAACUUGUUGCUCCAACCACAAACCUGGUGUCCUGUAAGCAGCCCGACUCCACAGAACAGGAACAAGAGAAGCCCUGUAAGAAUCCAUGUGCCAUGUUUGCUGCCGGAGAGAUCAAAUCACCGAUGAUGGAGGGUCUGGCCAUCCUUGACUCCCCCAGCAAAACCAUGUCAAUUAAAGAAAGAUUGGCACUGUUGAAGAAGAGUGGAGAGGAAGACUGGAAAACCAGACUGAGCAAAAAGCAGGAGAGCCGGAAAUCGUCCGCCUCAAGUACCCUGCAGAUACACGACGCCGAGCUUAGGAGGAAGAGGGUUACGGAGAGUCGAGAGAACCAAAUGACCAUCGAGGAGAGGAAGCAGCUCAUCACUGUGAGAGAAGAAGCCUGGAAGGUAAAGGGCAAGGGUGCAGCCAACGACUCCAGCCAAUUCACCGUGGCCGGAAGGAUGGUGAAGAAAGGCUUGGCGUCGCCUACAGCCAUAACUCCAGUAGCUUCCCCAGCUAGCAAUAAAGCCAAGAGCACCACCCCAGUUUCCAAACCCCUGGAAGAUAUUGAAGCCAGACCAGACAUGCAGUUAGAAUCCGACCUGAAGUUGGACAGGCUGGAAACCUUCCUACGAAGGCUGAACAACAAAGUUGGUGGGAUGCAAGAGACUGUCCUCACUGUCACUGGUAAAUCUAUUAAAGAGGUGAUGAAGUUGGAUGAUGAUGAAACCUUUGCCAAAUUUUACCGCACCAUGGAUUACACUGCACCGAGAAGCCCCGUGGAGCUAGAUGAGGAUUUCGAUGUUAUUUUCGAUCCUUACGCACCCAAGUUGACCUCUCCUGUGGCCGAGCACAAGCGUGCGGUCAGGCCCAAGCGCCGAGUUCAGGCUUCCAAAAACCCCCUGAAGAUGCUGGCAGCGAGAGAAGAUCUUCUUCAGGAAUAUACAGAACAGAGAUUAAACGUUGCUUUCAUGGAGUCCAAGCGAAUGAAAGUAGAAAAGAUGUCCUCCAAUUCCAAUUUCUCGGAAGUUACCCUGGCGGGUUUAGCCAGUAAAGAAAACUUCAGCAACGUCAGCCUGCGGAGCGUCAACCUGACCGAGCAGAAUUCCAACAACAGUGCGGUGCCCUAUAAGAAGCUGAUGCUGCUACAGAUCAAAGGAAGAAGACAUGUACAGACAAGACUGGUUGAGCCGAGAGCUUCCUCCCUCAACAGUGGGGACUGCUUCCUUCUGUUGACUCCCCAGUAUUGCUUCCUGUGGGUAGGAGAGUUUGCAAAUGUCAUAGAAAAAGCUAAGGCCUCAGAACUUGCCACUUUAAUUCAGACGAAGAGGGAACUCGGUUGUAGAGCAACGUAUAUCCAGACUAUCGAAGAAGGAAUUAAUACACACACCCACGCAGCCAAAGACUUCUGGAAACUCUUGGGUGGUCAGACCAGUUACCAGUCUGUCGGAGAUCCCAAAGAAGAUGAACUAUACGAAACGGCCAUCAUAGAAACAAACUGUAUUUACCGUUUGACAGAGGACAAGCUUGUGCCUGAUGAUGACUUCUGGGGAAAAAUCCCCAAGUGCUCUCUUCUGCAGCCUAAGGAGGUUCUGGUGUUCGAUUUUGGCAGUGAAGUUUACGUGUGGCAUGGGAAGGAAGUCACCUUAGCACAGCGUAAGAUUGCAUUUCAGCUGGCGAAACACUUGUGGAAUGGAACCUUUGACUAUGAGAAUUGUGACAUCAAUCCAUUGGAUCCUGGAGAGUGUAAUCCUCUUAUUCCCAGAAAAGGACAAGGACGGCCUGAUUGGGCAAUCUUUGGGAGACUUACUGAACAUAAUGAAACGAUUUUGUUCAAAGAAAAGUUUCUUGAUUGGACGGAACUGAAGAGACCGAAUGAGAAGAACACUGGAGAACUUGGCCAGCAGAAGGAAGACCCAAGGGCUGAAAUCAAGCCGUACGACGUGACCCGGAUGGUGCCGCUGCCGCAGACUGCGGGCUGUGUCCUGGAUGGGGUGAACGUGGGCCGUGGCCACGGCCUGGUGGAAGGGGAUGACCGGCGGCAGUUUGAGAUCACCAUUGUCUCCGUGGAUGUCUGGCACAUUCUGGAGUUUGACUACAGCAGGCUUCCUAAGCAGAGCAUCGGGCAGUUCCACGAGGGGGACGCCUAUGUGGUCAAGUGGAAGUUCAUGGUGAGCACGGCAGUGGGAAGUCGGCAUAAGGGGGAUCAUCCGGUGAGAGUGGCUGGCAAGGAGAAGUGUGUCUACUUCUUCUGGCAAGGCCGACAGUCAACCGUGAGUGAGAAGGGGACGUCAGCGCUGAUGACUGUGGAACUGGAUGAAGAAAGGGGUGCCCAGGUCCAGGUUCUUCAGGGGAAGGAGCCCCCCUGUUUUCUGCAGUGUUUCCAGGGAGGAAUGGUGGUACACUCAGGGAGACGGGAAGAAGAAGAAGAAAAUGUGCAAAGUGAGUGGAGGCUGUACUGUGUGAGAGGAGAGGUCCCCGUAGAAGGAAAUUUGCUGGAAGUUGCAUGUCAUUGUAGUAGCCUGAGGUCCAGGACUUCCAUGGUUGUUCUCAACGUCAAUAAAGCCCUCAUUUACCUGUGGCAUGGAUGCAAAGCACAAGCCCAUACCAAGGAGGUUGGAAGAACUGCCGCGAAUAAAAUCAAGGAACAGUGUCCCCUGGAAGCAGGACUGCAUAGUAGCAGCAAAGUGACAAUCCACGAGUGUGAGGAAGGAUCGGAGCCACUGGGAUUCUGGGAUGCCUUGGGAAGGAGAGAUCGCAAAGCCUAUGACUGCAUGCUACAAGAUCCUGGAAAUUUCAACUUCACGCCCCGCCUGUUCAUCCUCAGCAGUUCAUCUGGAGAUUUCUCUGCCACAGAGUUUGCGUAUCCUGCCCGAGAUCCCUCUGUGGUCAAUUCUAUGCCCUUCCUACAGGAAGAUCUGUACAGUGCACCACAGCCAGCACUGUUUCUUGUUGACAAUCACCAUGAGGUGUACCUCUGGCAAGGCUGGUGGCCCAUUGAGAACAAGAUCACUGGGUCUGCCCGCAUUCGCUGGGCCUCAGACCGCAAGAGUGCCAUGGAGACGGUGCUCCGGUACUGCAAAGGAAAAAACAUCAAGAAACCGCCCCCCAAGUCGUACCUUAUCCACGCUGGUCUGGAGCCCCUGACGUUCACCAAUAUGUUUCCCAGCUGGGAGCACCGAGAGGACAUUGCUGAAAUCACAGAAAUGUCAGGUGCCUCCAAGGGCCUACGCGCAUGGGGUCGCGUCACGUCGUGCAAGCCGGCUGCCAGGAGAGGGCGCCCCAUGCCCGCCAAGGGAGCCGAGGACUGCGCUCAGGAAAAGAAACGCCUGUUUGUCCACAGCCGGCUGGAGCCCUCUGAAGACUGA